Molecule: messenger RNA, 6377 nt
Organism: Dissoconium aciculare CBS 342.82
Lineage: Eukaryota; Fungi; Ascomycota; Dothideomycetes; Mycosphaerellales; Dissoconiaceae
Exons: 3
Coding region: 138-6305 (2055 amino acids)
Biological process (GO): amino acid activation for nonribosomal peptide biosynthetic process; secondary metabolite biosynthetic process
Cellular component (GO): cytoplasm
Molecular function (GO): phosphopantetheine binding; catalytic activity
Source: RefSeq, a predicted model, not a curated record
AAUAGUAGGUCGUUGGAUUGCAUGAUUACUUCGCUCGAUCUGCUUUCAUUAUAAGCAAUCCCUCCAUGCCGCCUUGUUAUUAAUCCAUCAUAUCGAUGCUCUGGUAAUGCUACUCUAGAACCAUACCACAAUUCAAUAUGUCAACCUCACAAACAGACAUCAAGAUCAUUCUCCAGGCAUGGUUCCUUCUCAACCUGAGGCUAUGCAAGUCGGAAAAAUCUGAAAUCGCGUGGACCUUUCGUGAUGAAGCCGAUCAGAUCGUGUCCAGGACUACUGUCAUCCUCGACAUCGAUUCAGUAGGCAUACAGACGACGAUCGACGAAGCCUUUGCAAAAGGCCUUGACUCCAGCACAUCAAACAUCGAGAAAGCCAUCACAUGUCCUCGGGAUGCGAGGAUAUACUUGACGACGAGCGUCCUAGCUCAGCUAUUCAAUUCAACCGAUGUCGAGGACGAAAUUACUUUCUGCGUGACAUCAUGUUGGAAUGGCACGCGUUUAGUUUACACUGGCAUUACCAGAGAAGAUCGCCUUCACUCUAUUGACCGCCUCUUGAUAGUCUUCCAAGAACUUCUGCAUCUCAUCAUUCUACAUCCCACUCUCACAAUAAAAGACUACUUGCAGCCUACAACCACAGAAUUAUCUCAAAUAUGGAAGUGGAAUCGCAAUGUGCCUCAGACAUACUCGAUGUGUAUCCAUGAGGAGAUCGCAGAUCGCGCUCGUCAGGAUCCUUCCAAAGGCGCGAUUGCUUCAUGGGAUGGCGAUCUCACAUAUGCCGAACUAGACGACUAUUCUACUUCUGUAGCAGUCAACCUUCAGCAAAAAGGUAUUCAACCACACGAUUUCAUCGCAGUCUAUUUCGAGAAAUCGAAGUGGGCGGCGGUCGCAACGCUAGGAGUGAUGAAAGCUGGAGCGACGUUUGUGAUGAUGGAUCCUGCUUUGCCGCUUGCCCGGCUGCAGAAUAUGGUCGCACAAGUAAAGGCGAAAGCUGUCCUGACAUCUCAAAGUCAACUUGAUGUUUCGAACUCGUUGACAGUGCCUGAGAUGACAAUUUCAGCUCCAUUGGUAAUCGAUUCAAACAAAUUUGCGACCGAAAAGCAAACCGAUACUCCAACCACAUUGGCCAAGGUUGAUCCCAAAACCUUGAUGUACAUUAUCUUCACUUCUGGAAGCACCGGUACACCAAAGGGCGUCAAAAUCAGCCACGAAAGCUACACAAGCAGCGCAUUCCCUCGGUCACAAGCCGUCGGCUAUACAUCUACAUCGCGAGUCCUGGACUUCGCAUCAUACGCCUUUGAUGUAUCAAUCGACAGCAUGUUCCUGACCUUUAUGCGUGGCGGAACGCUCUGCAUUCCCUCUGACGAGGAUCGCAUGAAUGACAUCAACAAAGUCAUUCGUGAGAUGCGCGUCAACUACGCAGGUCUCACGCCGACCGUAGCUCGCGUGCUGGAUGAAAACCUCAUCGCCUCGCUAGAUGCCCUCGGAUUAGGAGGAGAAGCGGUCUCUGCACGGGAUGUGGCGCGUUGGGGCAAGUUGACCCGGAUCGUCAUUGGCUAUGGUCCUUGUGAGACGACGAUUGGAUGUACGAUCAAUGCCUCUGCUGCAUCUGGACGGAAUUAUGUCUCCAUGGGAGCGGGUAAUGGUGCCUGCAUUUGGAUUGUAGAUCCCGAAGAUCCCAAUCUAUUGCUCUGUCCCGGAGCCAGCGGCGAGAUCCUUGUUGAAGGACCGAUCGUCGGACAAGGGUAUCUCAACGACCUGGAGAAAACUCAAACCGCCUUUAUAGAAGACCCACACUGGCUGAUCGCCGGCUAUGGAUCACACCCGGGCAGACGCGGUCGAAUGUACAAGACGGGCGACUUGGGACGCUACGAUCCAUCGGGCAACGGCGAGGUCAUCUUCGCAGGCCGCAAGGACGCACAGCAGGUCAAGCUCCGCGGGCAGCGAGUGGAGCUCGGCGAGAUCGAAUGCCAAAUUCUCGAGAGGUUGCCAUCCGACACCAGAGUUGUGGUCGAGGUUAUCUCGCCGACUGAGGCACCUGCCUUCCUGGUAGCCUUUGUGGCGCACAUGUCGCGUGAGGCUGUCGACCUGGUGCCUCUCGAAAUCGUCAAGCCGAGGGAGUCGCUGCAAUCUGUGUUGGCGAAGAUCAACGAGGAGCUUGCAAAGGUUCUGCCGAGGUACAUGGUGCCAAACACCUUUGUAUGCGUGAACAGAAUCCCAACGUUGAUCUCCGGGAAGAUUGACAGAAGAUCUUUGAAAGCUUUCGGCACCAGCAUCGAUCUUCGAGCCCUGGACAAGAAUGAUGAUUUGGAACCCGAUUCACAUGAGAAUCCAGCUGAAUGGGUAAUUCGGCGAAUAUGGGCUGAUCUCCUGCAAAUCAAUGAAGAGGCAAUUUGCAGAGACUCGAACUUCUUCGCUCUCGGAGGUGACUCGGUCCAAGCAAUGAAAGCAGUCGCCACAAGCAGAUCAGGAGGUGUGAGAAUAAGCGUCGCCGAUAUGUUCCGAUAUCCAGUAUUGGCAGAUCUCUGUGCCAGUGUGAACGCACAGGCCAAGGAUAAGCCUCAAGACAUCCCACCCUUUUCGAUGAUCCCCGGAGUUGUGGAAAAAGUCCGAGCAACAGCGGCGUCGCUUUGUGGCGUGCAGAUCAGCAGUGUCAUCGAUGUUUACCCUUGCACGCCGACUCAGGAAUCACUCUUCACAUUCUCGGUCAAAUCAGACGUUCCAUAUAUCGCCCAGCGAGUGGCGAAGAUCGCGGCGGACAUGGACCUUGCGACUUUCAAAGCUGCCUGGUCGACUGUUGUUGCAGCAACGCCUAUCCUCCGUACACGAGUUUGUCAGGUGCUAGAGGGUGGCCUUCAACAGGUCUUGCUUGACGAUGAAAUUGUGUGGAAAGAGUCCACCAAUCUUGCGCGAUAUCUCGAGGAGGAUAAGCUGGACAUCAUGGGUCUUGGAAGGCGUCUAGCUCGAUACGCGAUUAUUCAGGAAAAUGACGGUGCACGAUGUAUCGUAUGGACUAUCCACCACGUGGCGUACGAUGGUUUCAGCGAGCCGUUGAUCCUCGACUCGGUAGCCAAAGUUUUGGAUGGCCACGCGCUCACCCACCGUGCGUCGAUGAAAGAUUUCGUGCACCACCUCAAUGGUAUCAACGGAAAGACCGCAGCGGAUUAUUGGCGCGCAGAGCUCCAUGGCGCCGACGGUCCACAAUUUCCCGAGCUACCCUUCCGAGAUUAUACACCGGCGGCAGAUAGUAGAGCCCAGCACCACGUUCGGAUUGAGCUUCCGAAAGGAUGCAAGUACACCAUGGCAAGCCUCAUUCGCGGCGCAUGGGCCUUGGUAGCAUCGAAACACAUUGACUCAAACGAUAUCGUAUUCGGAGAAACGUUGAUCGGCCGCGACAUCUCCCUCCCUGGUGCAGAUGAAAUACUCGGUCCAAUGAUCGCGACAGUCCCGAUUCGCAUUCGCCUCAACAUGUCCGAUUCUGUGGAGGUGCUUCUCCGGAAAAUUCAAGCUUCUACAGCAGAUAGGUCAGCACACCAGCAUUUGGGCAUGCAGAAUAUCCGCAAAGUCAGCGAAUAUGCGCAACGAGCAUGUGAGACGGGGACCGGCCUCAUCAUCCAACCAGAAAGUCCCGGCUCGACGAUUGCCCUUGGUUUUGAGGCGAAGGAUCCGGCCGAAGAAGCUCUAAAUUUCAACCCAUAUGCUCUGAUGAUUGCAAUUGGUUUGAACGAAACGGGCUUUGUCGCCCGCGCCAGCUUUGAUAGCAAUGUCAUCAAAGGCGAGCGCAUGCAGAGGAUGCUUGGGCAACUUGAGGCUGUAUGUCUCGCAUUCGUCGCGAAUCCCAACUCAGUGCUAUCGAACAUCGCUACUUUGUCCGCAGCUGAGCUCGAUGAGAUCUGGAAUCAGCGAUUGUCCUCGCCGCUGCGCCUUGACUCAAUAUCUGGCAGACUGCGUGCCGAAAAAACCAUCGCGGCGACCUCUUCAUACCCGGCUGUAGCAGUACCAUGGGUCUGCGAUGCAUGUAAUUCGCAUGUCCUGGCGCCAUUUGAUUGUAUCGGAGAGCUUUGGCUGGAAGGUGACUCGCUGCCAGGCGAAGGUAUUAUUGACCCAGUCUGGCUUUUGGGGGGCUCCUCCGCGACAAAGGGGAGAUCGGGGACAAUUCAUAACACGGGAGAUCUCGUUACACUUCGAGCAAGUGGAGAGAUUAUAUUCGUCAGACGGAAGGAGGAUCUGCAAGUUGUGCAAGGACAUCUCGUUGAUAUGACGGAGCUUGAGUUGCAGAUCAACAAAUAUCUCGGUGCCAGCGGCAUUGCGAUGCUUGCCGUUGUCCGAAAUGGGUCUCUCGAUGCACAAAAUCAAGAAGAAGAGAUCAUCGGGCUCGUCGAGUGCGCUUCAUCAGACAAGCCCGAAAUUAAGCUCCUCAACAGCACCUCCAUUGUGCAAGGCCAGAACAAGGAUGGCUUCGAAGUCAUCGUGUCCGACAAAGUCCCUGCAACAGUGAUCGAAGGUCUCUCCGCCUUCAUCCGCUUUGCAAGGCAGAGCUUUCCCUCCUACAUGAUUCCCACAGCAUGGAUUCCCAUCAACGAACAGUCAGCUUCCAUUCGACAUUCGUCACGAAGCGCAAUCGGCCAAAUCGCGUCCUCGAUCCCCAAGGAUUUACUCGCCGCGCUGCGAGAAGGAUACGAGCAGGCGCUCGUGACACGGACCAGCACAUCGUCACAACUGACGGAAAAGGAAGAUGUACUGCGCCAGGCCUGGGCAAAGCUCCUCUGCAUUUCUGCCGAGAAGAUCGACCUCGAUGACAAUUUCUUCCGGCUCGGUGGAGACUCUGUCCUCGCGAUGAAACUCGUCCAGGGGCUCCGAAGUUCGGGAUUUAUUCUUUCGGUUGGUGAUGUCUUUCGAUAUAUGCGCUUGCGUCGCGCGGCCAAGGCGAUGAAAGUUGACGAGAAGAGGGAAGAUGCGAUGUUAAAUUCGAAGGUUGGCUAUGCAGCUUGCUGCCUGAUCUCGUCGCUUGGAUCGCCGGAGUUCUGUCGAGAGCUCAUGGCGAAGAAGUUGGGAUGCGCUGCUGAGGAGAUACAGGACGUGUAUCCUGCCACCUCGGCGCAGAGGCUGGAUGUCGUGCAUUCCAGCAAUGGAAGUCGAACUUCGAUACAGUACACGGUCUUAACGUUCCCGGCCGAUAUUAUUGAUGCGAAUAGAUUGAACCAAGCUUGGAACCAGCUUGUCAAGACGCAUGACAUUCUCCGAACGAUUUUUCUGGAGCAUGGGUCCAUACUGUUGCAAGUCGUCCUCAACGAUCCCACAAUCCCGAUCGAGCAAAGUACUUCUACAGGAGAUCUUGCUGUCUCCGUUAAAGAUAUUUGCUAUAAAGAUGGCGAAGCUGCAUUCAAAAUGGGCUCACCUUUCGUUCGAGCGUUCCACGUGAGCGCUACCGAUGGCGCGCGCAGCUUCAUCGUAUGCCUCUCGCAUGCACUCUACGACGGUUUCUCUCUUCCGAGGCUGCUGCAGGACUUGGAGAAAUUCUAUCGAGAGGGCGAGAAUGCAAGAGAUGAAGUCGUCCCUUUUUCGACAUAUAUCGCGUACUCACUAGACAGUGAGGUACAAGGCAAAGCGAAGAUCUACUGGCGCGAGCUUCUUCGUGGUUCCGCCUUGACGGAGAUUCGCGGACUUGGCUUGACCUUGAAGGAUGACGGGGAGACAACCUUCAUCCACCGCAGAGUCGAAAAGUGUGUGGCGCAAGACCAUGUCACACCUGCAACAAUGAUCAGCGCAGCUUGGGCCCUGGUCCUCAGCGACCGUCUGAAAAUUCCCGACGUCGUAUUCGGCAUGGUCACGUCCGGCCGAGGCGGCUGUUCGGAGCCAGCAGCACAAGCCAUCGGUCCAUCGUAUCAAUUAACACCCUUACGUGUAAAGGCGACCAGCACCACAUCAGCUGCUGAAUUGCUGAGUGCAGUGCAGGAACAAACAGCAACUUCAGCAGAGCACGAUCAUCUCGGCUUCCACGUGAUAGCGAAAGAUUGCAGUACUUGGUCCGAGGUGACGGACGUGGAGGCGUCGGUCUGCUUCGAAUCUGUGGUACACCAUCAGCCGCAAGCAGAAGACGUUCAUACCAUGGAGUUUGCUGGCGGAAGUUGUGGGCUCAGCCUACAUAAGCCGGCAGGUGACGCGGCGAACCCUCUUAAAGUGGUGAGCUUCUUCGAGGACGGACAUCUGCACGCAGGGUUUGUGGGAUGGAAACGUGAAGAGAUGGUUCUUGAAGGUCUGUUGGAUUUGUUGUUUGUGAAAAUCCAAUACCUGAUGGAGAAUAACAUAUAGGGUUUUUGUUUUGUUGUGAUCUAGGUCUCGUCAUACGCAAAUUGAUUUUGCUCUUACAGUGUCGCUAAAUAU